Molecule: messenger RNA, 2085 nt
Organism: Paramecium tetraurelia
Lineage: Eukaryota; Ciliophora; Oligohymenophorea; Peniculida; Parameciidae
Exons: 8
Biological process (GO): protein phosphorylation
Molecular function (GO): protein kinase activity; ATP binding
Source: RefSeq, a predicted model, not a curated record
AUGUCACUUAAAUACUCAGAUCUCUACGAAGAAUUAGAGACAAUAGGAAGUGGAAGUUAUGGAUCUGCUUAUUUGGUUAAGAAUAAAAAGACUGGCCAAUUAUCAGUGGCUAAAAAAGUUCAUUUGGGGAAGUUGUCAGAGAAAGAGAAAAUAAGUGCUUUGAGAGAAGCGGAAUUGUUAAAAAGUCUUGAUCAUCCAAAUAUAGUGUAAUACAUGGGAAGCUUUGCAGAUAGUAGUUAAUUGAUAAUAUUGAUGGAGUAUUGCGAAGGUAAAUAUCACAUUAAAAAAAGAAAGUAAGGUAAAUAAAUCCAAUACUUUCCUGAAAAAAUGAUUUUGAAUUGGUUUAUUCAAUAAUUAUUUGCUCUAUAAUUCAUCCACUCCAAAAAGAUAUUGCAUAGAGACAUUAAAACUAGUAACAUCUUUCUAACCUCAAAUGGAACAGUAAAACUCGGAGAUUUUGGAGUUUCUAAAGUUUUAGAAAGCACUUUCGACUAAGCAUCAACUGUUGCUGGUACUCCCUAUUAUAUGAGUCCAGAAGUUUGUGAAAAUAAACCUUAUACUUUUAAAUCUGACGUUUGGGCUCUUGGAUGUGUUCUACAUGAAUUAUGCACUUUCAAACAUGCAUUUGAUGCUAAGAAUAUUCUGAGUUUGGUAACUAAGAUUCUGAAUGGACAAACUGAAACUCUACCAACUCAUUAUUCAAAGGAUUUGCAAUAAUUAAUUCAUAGACUUCUUACAAAGUAGGUGCAAUCACGUCCUCUUGUUGCUGAAAUUAUCAAUAUGCCCUUCAUUUAAUCUGUUAUGCAAGAUUUUAUUAGAAGUGGAGGCAAAUAGAAUUUCUGUUCAGUUGUUGGAGUCAAAAAAAUUAAAUAACAUGAAAUUUAAGCUAAUAAUUUACAUUAAAUAUAAUAAAAUCCAGUAAGCCAACUGAAAUAAGAUCAAGAAUCUUAUGAACACUCAAUAAAAGAUGAAAUCAAUAAAGAAAAAGAUAAUGAAAUUAUUAAUUAGACUGUAUUAUCUUAAUCAUUAAACAAACAGCAGAUUGAUAACGCAAGUAGAUAUACUAUUGGUGAAACUAUUAUGAGUUAAGCAUCCUAAUUUUUAGAAUCAGAACCAAAACAAAUAUCUCCAAAAUCUAUUUUAAAAUUAAAGAAAGAAUAAGAAACCUAAUAAAAAAUAGAUAUGUUAUCCAAAGCAGCUUAAAACAUCAGUCAACAAAACUAGAAAUAGGCUGAAUUAAGAAAAAUUUAAAAUCUCUAUGGUACUCAAUCACAAUUCUACUAAUAGAAACAAUUGGAAAUAUAAUAGACUACAACACAAUAAUAAUUUUAUUAAAAAUAACAAUAAGUAGAAUCACCCUAAAAGAAAAGUGGAGUUUAAUAAUAAUAAUAAUAAUAAUUUAAAUAAUAGUAGUUUGAAAAUACUAAUUUUGAAUAAAGCUUAUAAUCUUCUUCUAAAUUCAAACCUAUUGAUGAAGAAGUUAUGAAGAAAAGCUUAUUGAGUUUAAAAUAAAAAUAGGCUUAAAAGAAGGAAUAAUCUUCAAAAUAAUAAACAUUCGAUCAUCAAAAUGAUGAAUAUCCUGAAGACUUUGAGUAUUAUGAUGAUUUUGAAGAUUAUGAUUCUGACAAUGAAUUCUAAAAUGAAACAGUCAUCAAUGAAGAAAUUCUUGGUGAUGAGAUGGAUGGAACCAGACUAACUCAAAGGUAAUCUGAUUAAGAUUUAUAAAAUGUGGUCGAAGUUUAUAAAAAUGAAUUAGCCAAAGCUAAAAGUGCCAAUGAAACUUUGGCAGAAAUCUAAGAAGAACCUGAAUCUUCUUAUUCUUCCAGCUUUUACAAGACUGAUGAGAAAUUCAAACCUAAAAUUUCAAUGAUAGAAAACCUAAAAACCAGUAUCUUGCAAUAGAUUCCUUAGGAUUUGUUUAAUAUUGCUUACAAUAGAAUUCUGAGUGCAAUACAAAAUAAACAAAGCUCUUAGGAGAUGUACAAGGAAUUAAAGUAGAUAUUAGGCAAAAAGUAUUCAGGAGCUGGAUUUUAAAUAGAAUAAUUGAUUUAUUAGGAGCAAUUACAUAAACACUUUCAAAACUGA